This is a messenger RNA of Guillardia theta CCMP2712, 585 nucleotides long. RefSeq lists its product as hypothetical. The record is from RefSeq and is a predicted model, not a curated record. Bases 1 to 585 code for a protein of 194 amino acids. The transcript has 5 exons. Lineage: Eukaryota; Cryptophyceae; Pyrenomonadales; Geminigeraceae.
AUGAACGAGCAUUGCCCAGCGCAGCCGCAUCCCGAGGCUGAGAGGAGGGCGGUCUUGGACGGGAACCCUGGCUGGCAGCACUCAGAGAGCAUGCAGCGCCUCCUUUGUGUUGGGGUUGGGCUGAUCUGUGCGUCAAUGGUCUUCAGCACGCUGAUGGUAUGGCGGACUUUGUUCGAGUUGAGCUGGGGCCCCUUUAAGGCAAGUCUUUUAAGUCUGGAAGGCUCUUCUAUUCCACUUGCAAGCGUUUCGAUCACUCUCGCGGUUGCAUCCAUAGUCGAUGCGGCCUUGGCCGCAAGGUGGACAAGACCAGGCUCGAAAGAGCACAUCACUCCACUCACUCCUCGACUCUGUGCGAUCCUCGUCAUCGGUUUCCUGCUAGCAGGAGCCAUAAGUGUUCCCCCCUUGUGUCGAGCUGCGUUGAAGGACAUGAUGAACUCAGACUCAAUGAUCAUCGGAGGCGUUGGGUCACCUCAGGGACUCUCCCCGAACCUCUUGUGGAAGCGUGCUGGACAGAACGAGAGCGCUGAGCUGAAUUUGUCAAGCCUCAGCAGCUCAAACUCAUCAUGUCUGUCCGAGGAGAAGUGA